GUGACGCGAGUAAUUUGUUGUAAAAAUUGUCCCAUUCCUAUGAGCGUUUCCGUAUAAAUAAAAAGGCAAAAGGCCAAAAGAUUCUCGACAAAACGAGCAUGUUACUCUCCAAAUAGAUAAGGAUGUAGAGUUUCGGAGGUAACAAAUACAAGAAAAAAAAGUGAAGCGUACCUAUCGCAAUCAAUAUAUAAAAAAGAUAGUUCUGUCAUAGUUAAGAAGAUCGAUAGUAGUAACGAUAGAAGAGGGGACAAUGGAAGCGAGAGAUAGAAAGCUCAAAGGUUGAGAACGACUUCCCGACUCUGUUUUUCGACUCGGGUCUUCCACGCAGAGUUUUAAACGUAAAUAAGAAUGUGCGGGGCGCAGAAAGUUCAGUGAUUAGCGAGGGAUGAACACGACUCGCUUUGCAAACGAUUGAAACGAGUGUAAUGUGACAUGGGCUUCCAAUGAAAUCUCGAAGAGUAACUUAACACCGGAGGCUUCAAAGAGAGUCGGGAAAAUAUUGUAUUUUUAUCGUUCUACAUAGUUUUUAUCUAUUCACUAUUUGACUAGAAUUCCUUGAAGUAUGAUUUCGAGAUUUUUACUUUUGUGUGCUUAUUCGCAAGUGUUUUUGCUCGCGGCGUCCUCCGACAAUGUCUUAGAAGAUCACACGAAUAACUCAGUGUCAACGGAAGCGUGGACAACUCAAAUUAUCACCGAGAAUAUCUGGACCAAAGAGGAGACGGAGAAAAAUAAUGAAAUCCGGAGAAACAACCGAUCGAAUCACGUCCAGCACCCAUGGUAUUCCAACGUUCCUCUACUUCCCAUCAUCUUUGCGAGUUCCUCGACUUUGCCUGAUGGACCCUGCAAAGUGCAGGCUCAGCGUUAUUUGACCGCCUUGAGAAAUGGCACUCUCUGGGCCACUCAAAUGUACGAUGCAUCGACGAAGUAUCCCGAUGGUCUAAUCAACGGGCAUACGAGACAUUUUGGUGAUUUUGACGGAUGUUACAAUCUCGAAGUGAAAUUACCAGCUGCUGCUUCCCAAAAUGGGGAUAAAUUCAACGAGGAAGAAGAAAUAAGCGGUCGAUACUGUCUCGUCGAUAUCAAAUACGAGAAGCAAAAUUUACCCACACUCCGGAGAGACGAGGACCUUGACCUCGAAUUCGAUCCUAAUGAUUCUGCGUGGGAAGCUAUUCGAGAAAAAGGUGACUUUAGACGGGUCAAACGGUACUUGCUGCAAAUGGCCUUGUGCGUGCCGGAAGUCUGCAGUCAUUCCGACGUCGAGGCCGCUCUUCGGGGACCGAUGAAAACCUUUGGAAUUGAAACUGAAAUGAAUCUCGACGUCUCCGUUAAGCCACAGUUUUGUCAAGCGCGCAAAGAUGCCCCGGAAUUUUCAUUGGCUGCAAAAAUUUAUAGUUCGAUACUCCUGGGACUGAUAACGCUGGUUGUAGUGAGCACAUGGUACGACUUCACUUUGGAGGAUUACAACGAGAACGUAACAUCAACAGCGAAGGAUUUAGUCUUAUGUUUUUCGGCUCGUCGUAAUUUUAAUUCAAUCAUUGAAAUAACGAGUGGCCAUCGGGGAUUGGACACAUUGCAUUUGACUCGAUUUUUUUUCCUUACUUUGACGAUGGUUGGUCAUCGGACAGUGCAAUAUUUCACUGGCCCUGUCUUGAAUAUACAAUACAUGGAAUCGCUGUACAAGUACAAAGCAGUAAUGUUGGUCGUUGCUGGACCCCAAACGGUCGAAAGUUUCUUCGGUAUCGGUGGUCUCCUAUUGACGUACAGUUUGCUUACCGAACUUGACGCUAAAAGAAAAAUUAAUUUCCUCGGACUAAUCAUCAUCCGAUUUAUCAGAUUGACACCGUCGUACAUUUUGAUCAUUUUUUUUAAUGCCUUAAUACUGCCGUACCUUGGAUCUGGGCCUUACUGGGAGUGGAAAGUUGGACUAGAACGAGACGCUUGCUGGAAUAAUUGGUGGGCCAAUAUUUUGUACAUCAAUAAUUAUAUAGACCCGGAACACGCAUGCAUGUUCCAAUCGUGGUACCUCGCGGUUGAUUAUCACUUGUACAUUAUUGCGAUACCAGCAAUUUAUAUUUUCUGGCGGAUGCCACGUAAAUUCGGCUAUUCGUUCUUUACCGUCAUUAUUCUCGGAGGCUGCAUUAUCCCGUUCAUAUACACAUACGUUUACGACGUCCAACCACUCUACAAAGGUCUCCUAUAUAUGCAAGAAGUUCGGGACGACCCUUAUUUCACUGGGCACUACAUCGUCUCCCACGAACGGAUUACUUCUUAUUUUAUCGGAGUAUUGAUAGGCGCAAUAAUUUACGAUCACACUCGUGCACCUUGGCAAUUGGGCAAGGUUUCCUCAAACAUUUUGUUCUUUUUCGUGGUGGUUGUGUUGAGCCUUGGAACUGAGAUUACCGGACACGAAUACUAUAAUCCUAAUUCGAAUCCAACGAGUCUUAAUAAGGCCAUUUACGCUUGUUUACAUCGAGGCUUAUUCGCUUUAGCGAUAUGUUCUAUUUCAUUACUCAUUACAGUUGGACAAGGUUUAGAAUUUCACUACAAUUUUUUGACUCCAAAUUGGGCUCAACCGCUGGGCAGGUUGACGUACGGUGCGUAUCUCGUUCACACAAUUAUUCAACUCUACGACGUUGGAGUGACGAGGAGCCCUAGAGAUUUCGCCAUUCUCCACAUGUUGUGGGAUUACAUACCGGACGUGGCGUUCACGUUCUUCUUGGCAUUGCUAAUUUCAUUGGUCGUCGAGGGACCAUUCAGAAGAAUUGAAAAACGUUUUAUAUUGAAAAGAGUAAAGAGCAGUCCGUCCACAAAGUCGGAAGGGGAAGAGAAAAAAAUAAACUAGUCAUUCGUCGAUUGAUAUUGUAUAUAGUUGACUUGGUAAUAAAUUUAUAAAGAAUCCCAUCGUUCCCUUUCA
Messenger RNA from Venturia canescens, 2914 nucleotides. Its product is annotated as nose resistant to fluoxetine protein 6-like. Gene Ontology annotation, molecular function: acyltransferase activity, transferring groups other than amino-acyl groups. NCBI's taxonomy places the organism in Eukaryota, Metazoa, Arthropoda, Insecta, Hymenoptera, Ichneumonidae. The record is from RefSeq and is a predicted model, not a curated record. The transcript has 12 exons. The coding region runs from base 563 to 2842 and encodes 759 amino acids.